Hippoglossus stenolepis (Pacific halibut) is the source of this 3332-nucleotide messenger RNA. RefSeq names its product UPF0524 protein C3orf70 homolog B. Bases 348 to 1226 code for a protein of 292 amino acids. The record is from RefSeq and is a predicted model, not a curated record. Lineage: Eukaryota; Metazoa; Chordata; Actinopteri; Pleuronectiformes; Pleuronectidae. The transcript has 2 exons.
CCGCUGUGUGAGGAAGUUCAGACGCGCGCAGUUGUGCCGUAAACGCGCGUCACCAGCGCGCAGAGCAGAGGAGCUUCCCGACGCGAGGGGGAAGGAAGGAAGGAAGGAGAGGAUGGAGAGAUGCGUGGAUCACGACCACGGGAGCAUCUGAAUAUGACUCUUCACCUCCUUUACUCGCACUCCUCUUCGCCUGUGCUGUAGCCCAGUGGAUAUCCCAGAGAUCCCCGCUGAGAGGUUUCCUGCAGGGGGCUGCGUGGAUCGUUUCAAACCCCCGGCUCGGUCCUUCACGGGUAAAUGUUGUAGUUUACUUGGCCGUGUGCGUUUAGGGGGAUCCAGGAAAUGUUGGCAUGGCCGCCUCGGGAGCGCGCAAGUGUCCGAAGAGUGAGAAGUUGGACGAGGCGCAGGCUUUGGCCAGGAGCUGCGCGGGGAGACCAGACUUCCUGCCGUGUGACGGACUCUCCAUCUGCUCGACGCACAGCCACGGGAAGUGCUUCAAGCUGCACUGGUGCUGCCAUUUGGGCUGGUGUCACUGCAAAUAUGUGUACCAGCCCAUGACCAAUGUGUGCAAGCUCCCGAGCACAACCGUGCCGCAGGUCGGCUCCGAGUACAGCGACACCAUCGACCUGUCUGUCUCCCUGGCCGAGCGCUUCCUGAAGCUCGCCCCCUGCUUCCAGUCCCCGCCUCACUUGGAGUCGCCGAAAUACUGCGUCAUCGCCGACCUGUUUGUGGACGACUACAUCGUGAAGCGGAUCAGUGGCAAGAUGUGCUACGUGCAGCGGCCUCUGCCUCCCUUGCCAGAACCACCUCAUGCUCCCACCCCUUCCCCGCCGGCUUCAGCCUCGUCUAAGCUGCCCAAAAAUUCCACUCAGCCUCGGCCACCGGUCAAGCCAACGCUGCCAACCCAAAAACACACAGCUGCGGCCGCGCCCGUGCAGCCGGUCCAGCAGGUGUACAGUGAACACAAACACCCCUCCCCAGUGGAUAAGAUAAAGGGCCCCAAAAUGGACCACUGCUCCUCUCCGUCCAGCUCAGAGGACUCUGGCAUCAACGCGCUGGGUCUGCACUACCUGGAGUCGUGCGAGGAGGAGAGCGAGGAGGAGGACGACGGGUUGAGCUCGGACGGGAACUCGAGCCCCGGCAGCCUCUGGGAUCAAGACGACUGCUCUGUGCUUUCUCCCUCCAAGUCUAUGAUAGAGAUCAUUGAAAAGAUCGAAACAACUGUGUAACUGUCAUGAUACUGAGCUGAGGGGGAGCGUGAUUCACAGCGAUGAAGCAUAUUCAUGAGAAUAACACUGGAGGAUUCAUUUUACGUGGACCAAUAGAGAACAAAGCCCCUCUGUAACGCUUCAGCAGGGCUGCGCCGGGUUGCUUUAAUUUGAAUCUGCUUUCCUGCAGGUGGCCGAGGACUGUACGCCUGCACUCUCACACAGCCUCUGCUCUGCCCACUAACCCUGCAUGGAGUGAAUUUUUUACAACUCAUUACAAUAAAGUAGGAACAGGAAGCACAAGCAUAUCAAGCACAUGCACGGUGGCCCAAGUCGGCCCCAAUUAUACGGCGAAAAAUCCGAAAAUACAACUGAAUCUAUAGUGGGUGCACUUCCUUCAGAGGGAGGAAGGAAAAAGUGAAAAGUUGCCAAAACGUCUAUUUGGUAAAAACACUGCCGGAGCUAAAAUAUGUACGAUCAGAGGAGAUAUGAGUAGGUUUCAUGAUGAUAAUAAGCAGUUAAGUAGUUCUUGGCAUUCUGGCCGUCGGACUUUAUUCUAAUUCGACGCUCGAGAGGCAGAUAAGCAUGGCAUUUCUCGUUCUCGGGUCAGUGGCUCCACCCACACGCGUUAGCAAUUCUGACACUUCAGCAUAAUAACCACAAGGCCAGCUACCUCUCGUGGGCCUAAAGCACAUCAGCCUUUUAACCUGUUAAUUACUAAGCUGCUGUGACAACUCCACUUUUAUCACGUUAAUACAUUUUUAAAAAAAAGAGAGAGAGAAUAGCCGGCUCACAGUUUGUCUGCACUUUACUGACACCAUCAACACGAGGAGUAGUUAGGUAGGACAGUGUUCGACAAUCAAGGAUUACACAGAAGCACAUUCCUAUAAAUGUACCUGCCAGUGAGGACCAAGGAUAAUCACAGACCCAAACUCAUUGUUCUGACCAGCUUUGUCUGGUCGGGGCCGAAUUGAAACUGCAGUGCUGUUCGUGGUUUAAUGGGCCGUUAAGCAAAACAUGACCCACACUGACCUCCAUUAGCUGCCAGGAAGUUUAAAGAAGCACGGUCGUGUCUCUGGCACAGCGAGUCAUGUUGUCGCAGCAGAAACUAGUAAGACCACUAGAGGGAAUAUAUCCAACAUAUACUUAUACUUAUAAAUAAUUAAAAUAAUAAUACUGAAUCGUUAUUUGUUUGAGAGAAUGCUGACAGGGGAUCCCGAGAAAGGUGUUCAGAAUAGGUUAGACUUUAUGUCAGUUAUUUUGUACGAAGGGGCAGGAAAAUUCACUUAACGCACCUUUAAAAGGCGAUAACAGUAGGUUUGGAGUAGGUUGUUGAAUAGGUGUUUUGAUGUUGUGAUGGACAUAAUGUUGUGCGAAAUACACUCGAAUAUGAAACUAUAGUGAGAUUAUUAGCCCAUUAUUAGUCAGUUAGUAAAAAUGAAGCUGGGCUGGGUCAGCUGGCGUUUUAUUCUUUUCUUUCUUCAAUCUUUAAAGAGUUGUUUCCUGGAGCGUUCUCAGCAAACAAAUCACUAAAAUGUUCACAGAUAUGUAUUAAUGCAACGCUACAAGUACUGGAUGGAAAAAAAAAGAAGUCCUUUUGCAUGACUGCAUUCUACGACAGAGUAUUAGGGCCACUUAAAGGGAAAAAACGAUCUGGAAUUAUGAGUAAACUAGAAAAAAGUCGUUAUACUACAAAAAAGUAGUAAUGUUGAAUGAAAAAAGUUGCACAUUUACUAAAAUAAAGUUGUAAUUUAAUUUGAAAAAAUAAAAAUGCGAGAAUGAAUUGUAAUAAAAUCACGUUAUUAUUAUUAUUAUUAUUAGAACACAUUUUUUCUUGUAAUAUUAUAACUUUUUCUCAUUAAAUUACAACUUCCUUCUCAAUCAUUAUUUUCUUCAUAUGGCCCCAAUACUCCAUCGUAGCAUUUCUUUGCAGAAGUCCCUCCUGUCAAAAAUCAAUUUAACAAUCGAGUGUUCAAAGAGCACAAAUCCUGUAUCUGUUUUAUUCAGGGACAGCCCUUGACUAUACACUGAACACAGUCCCGCUUACAGCAAUGCAGUUGAAACAUGUCUUAUGUUCCUAUUAUUGUUAUAUUAUUUUCAUAUGAAUAAAUCCUAUAAUGAAACUCA